Dreissena polymorpha is the source of this 1137-nucleotide messenger RNA. RefSeq lists its product as uncharacterized. NCBI's taxonomy places the organism in Eukaryota, Metazoa, Mollusca, Bivalvia, Myida, Dreissenidae. Bases 303 to 1112 code for a protein of 269 amino acids. The transcript is spliced from 3 exons. The record is from RefSeq and is a predicted model, not a curated record.
UUGUUUUAUUUUAAUUGUUAACGACGAUUUUAGCGGUACUUCAAAAAUAAACAGUUACUUUUGUUUGUUGCGGUUGUGGGUAAUUUAAGUUAUAAUUACAAUUAACCUUAAUUAGAAGUCUCAUUUGAUUGCUCCCGCCCACUACAAAUGUUUUCACACUAUUUUUUUCAUCGGCGACUAUAACUUUACAGUACUGACACUUAAUUUAUUCAGAUCAAAUAGUUUCUUUCGUAUUCACGGAAUACGCUAAUAACAGCUAAAUACCUGCAACACAUUUUUCUUUAGUUUUUGUGCAUGACAGAAUGAUUAGGUCUAAGAAACGACCAGUCCCUGUGUCUGGCAAAUCUGUGAUAACUAAUUUCUUGGUCAGGAUUAAUAAUGAACCGUCGCUGUCAGAGAGUUCAAUAAGUGAACGUGAAAGUGUCCAGGACGUAGCAAGUGAUCAUGAGACUUCCCAACCACCAACAAAGCGGUCCAAGCAGCGUGCCAGUGGGUUCGAUAGUAGUUGGAAGCAAGAUUUUCCAUGGGUCACAGAAGUUGAAGGAGGUAUGAUGUGCUCUUUGUGCAUUCGUCACAUGUGCAGACCUGCGCGUUCAGCAAUCGGUAGUGCCCCGUGGGUAGAUGUGCCUUGCACUUGGAUAGCAAGGGACUCACUUAAUCGCCAUCAGAGGACAGAGACCCACUCCCAGGCCAAACUUCUGGAGGCAAACCGCCUGGCUCCAAGAAAUCUGGUGGGGCAGCUUGAAGAGAUGGGCUGUCUACAGAAAAGUGCUAGGAUCGCAGCAUUCAAGAAUUUGUACUGGUUGAUGAAGCAGGAAGUUCCUCACACAACAAACUACCUCCCUCUUAAUGAUCUUGUGAAGCUACAAGGCUGCUCCAUCCUGGCUAACAUGAACCAGGGUCAGAACAACAAAGGUGAAUCGCAGCGCUUUGUACAGGAAGCGGUUCUGGCCAUGGGCAACAUCAUUCGGCAGGACAUCCUGACCCAGGCCAUCGACUCCCCAUGGUACACCAUCAUGGUGGAUGAGACAACAGAUAUAUCUGUUAUCAGUGAGAUGACAGUAUAUAUAAGGUACAUUGGGGCAGAACAAGACUGUACAACUUUAAUCUAGUAGUUUGUUAGAGCUUCUGUUGUUA